AUGGUACACAUCCAAGACUUUGACGGCGCCAACGUCGAGCCGCACUGGGGCUACGCCGACCGCGUCGUGCCAUGCAAGAACGACGCGGGCUCCUGCGCCUACCUCGACGCAGUGUACGGCGCGCACGACGUCGGCAUGACCUACGUGGGGAUCAUGUGGAUCGUGAUCUGCUCCAUCCUCCUGCUCUGGGCGCUCUACCGCUCUCUCACGCCCGGACCGCGCGGAAAACGGACAGCAGCCCUGCGCGCGCUGCUGCAUCGCUACCUCCUGCCCAACAUCGCGCCGCCAAGACCGGGCUGGGCCCGCCGAGCUGUAACGAGUAUCUUCGGGCACGCGACGCGCCUCCAAGUGCUCCUCGUGGCGGGGAUGCUGGCGUACCUCGCCGUCUUCUCCUUUGUGGGCAUCACGUACCAGACCUGGGUCACGCCGGUGAAGAACAGCGACCCACAAGUGUACAACACGCGCACUUCGCUGGGGCCGUGGGCGGACCGCGUCGGCGUGCUCGCGUACGCGCUUACGCCGCUUAGUAUCCUGCUCGGCGCGCGCGAGUCCUUGCUCUCCGCACUCACCGGCGUGCCGUACCAGCAGUUCACCUUCCUGCACCGCUGGGUGGGGCACGUCAUCUUCGCCCAGUCGGCGCUGCACACCAUCGGCUGGUGCAUAGUCGAAAUAAGGCUGUACCAGCCGCAACCGCAGGUCGCGCGCGAGUGGAUCGUGCAGACGUACAUGGUCUGGGGCAUUGUCGCCAUGAUACUCCUGCUGCUGCUGUGGUUCCUCGCCACGCCGUGGGGACAGCGGUUGACCGGAUACGAGACCUUCCGCAAGGCGCACUACGUGCUCGCCAUGGUGUACAUUGGCGCGUGCUGGGGACACUGGGACGGGCUCAAGUGUUUCCUCCUGCCCAGCCUGUUGCUCUGGGGCGCGGACCGCGGCCUGCGCCUCCUGCGCACAGCGCUGCUGCACCACCGCGUGAUCGGCGGCGGGGUGGGGGUGUUCACGACGUUCGCGUGCCGAAUCACACCCUUCCACGACGCCCACGACGCCGCGCGGCUCGACGUCAAGGCAUCAGUCCCCGCCGCCCCGGGCCAGCACUACUUCCUCACUUUCCCCCGGGGGAGUAUCUGGCAGUCCCACCCCUUCACGCCUCUCUCCGUCUCCGACGACGGACUCGCAUUCAUCGUCCGCGCCCGCCGCGGCGAGACGCGCAAACUCCUCGCCCUCGGCCCCGAGACGCCCGUCAUCCUCUCUGGGCCCUAUGGGCCGGACAUCAGUGCGCCGCGUGAAAGUAGCGUGCUCGCCAUCGCGGGCGGGACGGGGAUCGCCUACGUCCUCCCUGUCCUGCUCGAGCAGAGGUGCAAGGGUCCUGUGCAGCUCGUGUGGUGUGUGCGGGAGCGCGCCGAUGUGGAGUGGAUCAAGCCCGAGAUGGCGCAGCUGCGACAGGCGAGCGUCAGCGUCACGAUCCACGUUACGCGCGAAGCGGUCGCACCGCAGGAGAAGAUGGUCUCGGGGGCCGUCUCGGAGGCCGCAACGCCAGGCGAGCUCGACGUAGUGGAUAAACUCGCCGCCAUGUCGACCGAGACGCCCCCCGAGACGCCUCUCGAGACCCCCGACAUCUCGGCAGAGAAACCCUUCAUCGCCAGCAGCGACGAGACGGCCCCUCUCACGCGGCUGGAGAGGUACGAGUCUGGCCGCUGUGUCGUUGACAGCGUCAUCGGCUCUUUCCUCAACAAGACGAGCGGGCACUCGCGGGUCUACGUCUCUGGCCCCGCCGCAAUGGUGGCUGAGGCGAGGCAUGCGGUCGCGUGUCGGGCUGAUCCGAAGGCGAGUCGGAAGUACGGAGACGACGUCGAGUUCUUCUAUGACGAGCGCCUGGAUUGA
Messenger RNA from Trichosporon asahii var. asahii CBS 2479, 1878 nucleotides. RefSeq lists its product as uncharacterized. The transcript has a single exon. The coding region runs from base 1 to 1878 and encodes 625 amino acids. Gene Ontology annotation, molecular function: ferric-chelate reductase activity. The record is from RefSeq and is a predicted model, not a curated record. Gene Ontology annotation, biological process: intracellular iron ion homeostasis; copper ion import; iron ion transport. Lineage: Eukaryota; Fungi; Basidiomycota; Tremellomycetes; Trichosporonales; Trichosporonaceae. Gene Ontology annotation, cellular component: plasma membrane.